GUCCUCCCCACCGCGCGCAUGCGCCGCGCCGGCUCGCGGAAAGCAUGGCGGGGGCCACGCCAGGCGCCAUCAUGGCCGAAGACUACUUCGGGAACGCGGCCGAGUGGGGCGACGAGGCGGAUGGCGGCCAGCAACAGGAGGAUGAUUCUGGAGAAGGAGAGGAUGAUGCAGAGGUGCAGCAGGAAUGCCUUCAUAAGUUUUCUACCCGGGACUAUAUCAUGGAGCCCUCUAUCUUCAACACUCUGAAGAGGUAUUUUCAGGCAGGAGGCUCUCCAGAGAAUGUCAUCCAGCUCUUAUCUGAGAACUACACUGCUGUGGCCCAGACUGUGAACCUGCUAGCUGAGUGGCUCAUUCAGACAGGUGUUGAGCCCGUGCAGGUCCAGGAAACUGUGGAAAACCACCUGAAGAGUUUAUUGAUCAAACAUUUUGAUCCCCGCAAAGCAGAUUCUAUUUUUACUGAAGAAGGAGAGACCCCAGCUUGGCUUGAACAAAUGAUUGCACAUACCACAUGGAGAGAUCUGUUCUACAAACUGGCUGAAGCCCAUCCAGACUGUUUGAUGCUUAACUUUACUGUUAAGCUGAUUUCUGAUGCGGGGUACCAAGGGGAGAUCACCAGUGUGUCCACUGCCUGCCAGCAGUUGGAAGUGUUCUCCAGAGUGCUCCGUACCUCUCUAGCCACCAUCUUGGAUGGAGGGGAAGAAAACCUUGAAAAAAAUCUCCCUGAGUUUGCUAAGAUGGUGUGUCACGGGGAGCACACGUACCUGUUUGCGCAGGCCAUGAUGUCCGUGCUGGCCCAAGAGGAGCAGGGCGGCUCUGCGGUGCGCAGGGUGGCACAGGAGGUGCAGCGCUUCGCUCAGGAGAAAGGCCAUGAUGCCAGUCAGAUCACACUGGCUUUGGGCACAGCUGCUUCCUACCCCCGGGCCUGCCAGGCCCUUGGGGCCAUGCUGUCUAAAGGAGCCCUGAACCCUGCAGACAUCACUGUUCUGUUUAAGAUGUUCACAAGCAUGGACCCACCUCCUGUUGAACUGAUCCGGGUGCCAGCCUUCCUGGACCUGUUCAUGCAGUCACUCUUUAAACCGGGGGCCAGAAUCAACCAGGAUCACAAACACAAGUACAUCCACAUCUUGGCCUAUGCAGCAAGUGUGGUUGAGACCUGGAAGAAGAAUAAGCGAGUGAGCAUCAAUAAAGAUGAGCUGAAGUCAACGUCGAAGGCUGUGGAAACUGUUCACAAUUUGUGUUGCAAUGAGAACAAAGGGGCCUCUGAACUCGUGGCAGAACUGAGUACACUUUAUCAGUGUAUUAGGUUUCCAGUGGUAGCAAUGGGUGUGCUGAAAUGGGUGGAUUGGACCGUGUCAGAACCAAGGUACUUCCAACUGCAGACUGACCAUACUCCCGUGCACCUGGCAUUGCUAGAUGAGAUCAGCACCUGCCACCAGCUCCUGCACCCCCAGGUCCUGCAAUUGCUUGUUAAGCUCUUCGAGACUGAGCACUCCCAACUGGAUGUGAUGGAGCAGCUUGAGCUGAAGAAGACACUGCUGGACAGGAUGGUUCACCUGCUGAGUCGAGGUUAUGUACUUCCUGUUGUCAGUUACAUCCGAAAGUGUCUGGAGAAGCUGGACACUGACAUUUCACUCAUUCGCUAUUUUGUCACUGAGGUACUGGAUGUUAUCGCUCCUCCAUACACCUCUGACUUUGUGCAGCUCUUCCUCCCCAUCUUGGAAAAUGGCAGCAUUGCGGGCACCAUCAAAACAGAAGGCGAACAUGACCCCGUGACAGAAUUUAUCGGUAAGGUCUCAGUAGAUCUGCUCUGGCUACAUCGGUAUGUGUCAGUUUGCACCUUCUGUUUCUAACCCAGUGACUGUGUGCGUCUGGUUUCAGCUCACUGCAAGUCUAACUUCAUCAUGGUGAACUAAGUGAAGCAUCUGCAGAGCUGAAGCAGGUUUUCCAGGCUCCACUGAGGAGAGCCCUCUCAAGAAGCUGCCAUUUGCAGCUCAGCCAGCACCUUGGAUGUGGAAUCUGCUGAGGGGUGGAUGACUUCCUUAGAAGCAAAGUGUUAGCAGUGUGAGAGCCUGCUAGUGACAUCUCCUCCCCGUAUGGUCAGUCCAGUGCUCAAUUCCCUCCACAUUGCCUCCGCAUGAACCUGCUGCUGGCCCUGGGGGUGGUGGGAGUUGUGAAGUUGAGACUCUGGUGAACAACUUUUCAAGGCUGACUAAGUUUUCUCACAAGAACCCAAUUGGUUAGUUGAUGUUUUAUUGUAAUUGUUUAAAUUUGCUAAUAAAUUUUUAAAAAGCUUUUGUGCUGAA
This is a messenger RNA of Marmota monax (woodchuck), 2303 nucleotides long. RefSeq names its product negative elongation factor complex member C/D (gene Nelfcd). The record is from RefSeq and is a predicted model, not a curated record. The transcript has 14 exons. Lineage: Eukaryota; Metazoa; Chordata; Mammalia; Rodentia; Sciuridae. Gene Ontology annotation, biological process: negative regulation of transcription elongation by RNA polymerase II. Gene Ontology annotation, molecular function: RNA binding. Bases 45 to 1850 code for a protein of 601 amino acids. Gene Ontology annotation, cellular component: NELF complex; nucleus.